This is a messenger RNA of Aphis gossypii (cotton aphid), 1035 nucleotides long. RefSeq lists its product as uncharacterized. The record is from RefSeq and is a predicted model, not a curated record. Lineage: Eukaryota; Metazoa; Arthropoda; Insecta; Hemiptera; Aphididae. Gene Ontology annotation, molecular function: DNA helicase activity. Bases 1 to 1035 code for a protein of 344 amino acids. Gene Ontology annotation, biological process: DNA repair; telomere maintenance. The transcript has a single exon.
AUGUUGUUUUUACCAUGGCGCGAUGAAAAAACCGAUUUGUUAGAUAUUAACUGUAAACAAGUGUAUGAAACAAACAUUGGUCAAAUAAAAAAGUUGUACCAACAGUUUAAUAAAGUAGAAGAAACCCAAUUAGACGAUAAUGAAAUCCAAAUAGACGGGGAACAAGGCCGUAACAACAAUCAGCUUGUAGACGAUGAAGAUUGGGUACCAGACGAUGUACUAAUAAACGGUAGUGGGGAUUAUGUUGAAAAUACAAACACAUCAGAUGUAGAUUCACCUAAAGAUGGUGGUAAGAUAAUAGUGCACCUCAUAGACAAUGAACAGUUUAAAGACUUAAUCGGAUGUCUAAAUGACGGUAAACGCCAACUCUUAUAUCAUACAACUAAUGUUAUAAGAAGUCAAUUGUGGAGAAAAGGUCAUCCUGCGAUGAAGGUAUUUGUCACUGGACCAGCGGGAGCUGGAAAAUCAAUGCUUAUACGAUCAUUAGCACAAUCUGUAAUUCGGAUAGCAAAUCUUAGACCAGAUAUAGAUGAUCUGUCACUUCCUCCCGUAUUGCUGACAGCACCUUCAGGUAAAGCCGCAUAUGGAAUAAAAGGAUUAACACUUCAUUCCGCGUUCAAACUACCAUUGAAUCAAUUUGCCGGAUUGUUACCAAAGUUAAGUUCAGAUAUUUCAAAUACACUACGUUGUCAGUUUGCAAAUUUAAAACUUUUGAUAAUUGAUGAAAUUUCCAUGGUUGGCAUAAAAACACUGGGAUACAUUGAUCAACGAUUGAGGUCUAUAUUAAGAAUAAAUAAACCAUUUGGUGACAUAAAUGUAAUAGUGUUUGCCGAUUUCUUUCAAUUAGCACCGGUAUUAGCAACACCAUUGUACGAUAGUUUUGAAGAAAUAUUGACUAAAUUUCCAAGUGCUGUAGAAAUGUUAUCGAUUAAAUCUAUUUGGGAAACAUUCAAGUUUUAUGAGUUGGCUGAAAUAAUGCGCCAAAAAGAUGACAAACAAUUUGCAAUAAUGUUAACAAAGUUGGCCAGAGGAUAG